This is a messenger RNA of Dromaius novaehollandiae (emu), 4199 nucleotides long. RefSeq names its product fibrinogen like 1 (gene FGL1). Gene Ontology annotation, biological process: blood coagulation. NCBI's taxonomy places the organism in Eukaryota, Metazoa, Chordata, Aves, Casuariiformes, Dromaiidae. The transcript is spliced from 10 exons. Bases 484 to 1425 code for a protein of 313 amino acids. The record is from RefSeq and is a predicted model, not a curated record.
UUCCUUUUGUUUCCAAGAAGAAACAAAAUACUUUGGUUCUUCUGAAAUGGCAGCUUCGAGUUAAACAAGCAUAUUUGCAGAUUCCUCAGAAAAAGUCCACCCACUGGGUCACAUGAUACCUGCAUGAACUAAGUUAAGAGCCACACUAUGAACAGGUAUCUCUCUCCUUGUGAACAACAUCAACCAUGGCAGAUUUCUCUAAGUGCUGUGUUAGACAUGGAAUUACCAUCUCCUUCUUAUGUUGCAAUUUAGAGUCUUGAUAACUGCAACUCCUUAGUAACAUUCCUGCCCACUGACUCAUAGCAGAUGUAAGCCUCAACACAACAGAAUUUAAUAGCAAAAACAAUCCACGGUCUGGGAAGGGCUCUGGAAUUCUUUGCAUCAGCUUGAGAAGAUUUAACAACUUUGAGUUCUGUCCAGAGGGUAAAGGUAAACAUUGAAGGUACCUGUGAGGGAGGAAGAAGGAAUUUGGGUUUCUGAAGAAUGAAGAUUUUGAUGUUGAUUGAUUUUAUCCUUGCAGCUAGCCUGAUGGAUGGCAUUGGCAGCUCUGAUCUACAGAACUGUUUUCAAGAGCAGAUACGACUUCAGGCCCAGGUGAGACUUCUGGAACAUCGUGUGAAACAGCAGCAGUUGAAAAUUAUACAGCUUUUAGAGAAGAAAGAGAUUCAGUACAAUGACAGAGGAGAUGAAAACAGUGUCAUUGACUUGGGAGGAAAAAGACAGUAUUCAGAUUGUGCAGAAAUCUACAAUGAUGGACAUAAGCGAAGUGGAUUUUAUAAGAUCAAACCAGUCCAAAGUCCUAAUGCAUUCCUUGCCUUCUGUGAUAUGUCUGAAGGGGGUGGCUGGACUGUUUUUCAGAGACGUUCGGAUGGCAGCCAGAAUUUUGAUAGAAUCUGGGCUGACUAUGAAGAAGGCUUUGGAAAUUUUGUUUUGCCAAAUGGUGAAUAUUGGCUUGGAAAUAAAAACCUUCAUUAUUUGACCAGUCAAGGGAACUAUACUUUAAGAAUUGAUCUAACUGAUUUUGAAGGAGAACGGCGUUUUGCACAAUAUACAAGAUUCAGAGUUGCAGGUGAAGAGCAUUCAUAUGAGAUGACUUGUGGUGAAUACUCGGGCACAGCUGGGGAUUCCCUUACAGGGGGUUUUCACCCUGAAGUAAAAUGGUGGGCUGAUCAUCGAGGAAUGAAAUUCAGUACUCGAGACAGGGACAAUGACAACUAUGAAGGGAACUGUGCUGAAGAGGAAAAGGCUGGCUGGUGGUUUAACAGGUGUCACUCUGCCAACUUGAACGGCUUGUACUACAAAGGGCCCUACACUGCGCGGACAGACAACGGCGUUGUUUGGUACUCUUGGCAUGGCUGGUGGUAUUCUUUGAAAUCUGUUGUCAUGAAGGUCAGGCCAGCAGAAUUUGAACCUGAUAUUGUUUAAGUAUUUUAUUAAGACGAUUUAUCUAGUUAAUCUUUCAGCAAAUCUAUCCAAAUUAAAACAGAUGGGCAGACUUUUGCUUCUCAUCUACACCUCUAUAAAUCUGGAAUAAUUCUUCAACAACCAAUAGCUUUUCAGAUGUAAAUGAGAAGAAAUCUGGCCUAGCAAUAUGUAGAUACAAACAGUAGUACUAAUAUGUGUACAGGAUUUUUUUUAAAAGGCAGGAAUUCACCUAGGAGUAAGGGCAUCUUUGUUAACAUGGUGAAUUUUUGGCUUGUGCAAUAACUCCAAGGCCUUUUAUCUUUUUAACAAAAGAACUCUUAUUUAUGUUUUCCUUUUCUUUCCCAUCAUUCACUUUUCAGCUCCCUGUAUCUGCAGUGGAAGCAGAUAAAUGGCUCAUACUACUUUGUAUUUUCUCCAUCAGGAUAUUAUUUUUAUAUAAGUCUUUGCACAGUAAUGGAUGUCACUAUAUUGCCUUAGAAAUUAUGAUGAAUUGUAUGAAUUACACCCAAAAUCUGUGUGAAAAGAACCUUAAGGUUGCCUUGCUCAGUGGAUGGAAUAUACUGUUUUUAGAAGGAAUCAAUGCUUUAGAGGAAAUGAGUUGUCUAUAAAUUCUUCUGAUUUAUUUGAUGCAUACACUGUGUACAUAGUAUGCAUAUAAUGUAUAAAGAAGGAGGGAGGGAACUGAAGGAACAGAGAUGCAACCAGGCUAGAAUCAAUUAAAUUGAGCAUAUACAAGUUCAUUGUCUCUGUCCCUGCUGAAGCAUUGCUAAAGCUGGUCACAUCAUUUCAAUCAAACAUUUUUAGAUGGUCACUAAUUAUGCUUUCCUUCUUUUUGAUAACGAACUAGAUAUCCUGGACCUUAAGAUACUGAUGUUUGGAUUUUUCCAAAAUGCUGAAUACCAAAAACUGCCACCGAUUUUCAUGUGAGCUGUGCUUUGAACACAGACUAUCAUAAUGCAUACGUAGAUGGUACUGUGUUUCACAUGGACUUUUAAUUCUGAUGUUUUAGAGGUUUUUAGUGCUUGACUCCGUAAAUCUUUCUUUAAGUAUUGGUCAGUCUCCAAGACUGUCCUAAUUUGAAUGUCCUUUCCAGUUACUUCUAAAUGGUUCUGCCUCUAAGUCUGUAUUUUCUCCUUUUCCUACAUCCUCAUCUUGACUCCUUGAGCUUUUCCCUUUCUCAAGCUACAGAUGCAUAUUUUUCUUGUACAAGAAAAAACCUGAGAGAGACUCUGCCUGUCCACUACUUCCGUGCCCACUAUCACAAUAGACUAUCAUAGUUAGCCAGGAAAACAAAAAUCUCUGAUUACUAUUUGCAGCUGUGGAGAUGACUGCAUACAAAAAGCUAUCUGCUGAAAUGUAAACCAUUUCUGCUGAGCAGGUAAAAAUUAAGAUUUUACAAAACACUUGGAUCUGUGCCAAAUUUAGGCAUUUUUCAUUUCCCUGCUUCCUAAAAUAAUUUUGUUUUUGCGAUUAUACUGCAGGUCUCUGUCUUUCUGUCUGUCCAAAUACAGUUUUUGAACCUGGCAGCCAGUUUCAGUCAUAUUUAAAAUAAUUGAGAAUAACUUGCCAACCUAUGGGUCAAUUCAUAUCUAUAUUGAUAUGAAUACGGUCAGUUGAAUGUGAACUCCCUGCAUGGCCAUUAUUCCUUCCAUUUCCAUCCUCCAAGAACAGAAUUUUGGUAAGAAAGAGUCCAUGAAAGAAUCUUAUGGAAUAAGAGAGGGAAGACAGACUGAAGAGCUGAAAAAAAGAGGUGCAUAUAAAACAAUUUAUCCCACUCAUUAAGAUAAAUCAGAUUACACUUAAAUGAAAAGGGACUGUAAGUAGAGAAAAAAUGAAGUUUGAGCAGGAAAAAAGAAUAUUAGCAUGCAUAGAAGCUGUUGAUAAAAAUCUGCAAUAUAGAGGUUUUCAGUCCUGUGUUUUUUCUGAUGACGGCAGAUAUUCCAAACAAUCCAACCUCUUUCUCAAGGUAUCAACAGACAUUCUUCCAGAGGUUUCUACCUUUAGCACAUCACUCUACCCCUGCAUGAGAUGACUAAUGGAUAGCUCUACUAGAACUGCUUAUUUGGAGCCUUCUUUAAUCAGUUAAAACAAAUUAAAUUCCAUAUCUGACAGGAAGACAUUCAGGCACUAUAUACAUAUAUAUACACGUACAUAUGUAUACAUAUAUCUAGAUAUAUAUUCAGCAUUCAGCAUUAAAACAGAACAUAUGAUACUUCAUCUAAUACAUCACAUACUUCUAUCCAAUUUUAUUACUGAACUUCAAAUGGGUCCCUGAAUAACUCUAUGAGCACUUUAUAGGUACGAGUCAUUAAGAAUAAGAUAGAAAUUUUGGAGCAGUUUAUAAAGAAGUUAUAAGAACAAUAAUUCCCAUGGCAAUGUUCAAAUUCUUUUGCUACCCUGAGAAGUGAAACAUUUAACUCUCUGCAAAAACACAGAUGACAUUAUGCAGAAAUUGUAAAAACACCCUUAGUUUUUCACAGGAAAAUGGAAAGAAGAUUAGCUCAUAUAUUUGGAGAGUAUCAUGCCAGAUCAUAUUGCAUUUGAUGUAAAUAUAAGACAUGGAGGAUUUAAAUACAGCAAAGUUGGAUCUCUAGCACAUGAAAAAGACUCUUACUAACAUGUACAGAUUGUGCUGAUAAAAUCUGCAAUAUUUAUUUUGUUUGCUACAGUAUAAAUCCAUCCUCUUUAUUGUGAGAAUGCUAAUGCAACCUUUCAGCUGAAUUAGGACACUUUCUAAUGUAAAAGUUGCAAGGAAUAAAAGUUGACUCCCUUUC